Molecule: messenger RNA, 1111 nt
Organism: Stylophora pistillata
Lineage: Eukaryota; Metazoa; Cnidaria; Anthozoa; Scleractinia; Pocilloporidae
Molecular function (GO): sequence-specific DNA binding
Source: RefSeq, a predicted model, not a curated record
UGACACCACUGUGCGUCGGUGUUGAAUCAUACGAAGGCUCCUUGGAUGCAGCAUGUUCAACUCACCUCACUUAAUCUACUGUAACUGCGCCUCUUUACCAGUGCUUCAUAGCCCCAAUGUGUAUUCCGUGUGGAACUGUCCCAUCCAAACGCCGUCCUCAGUUUACGGAACGUCAUUAGACAGAACGGCCACACACGGCGGAUCAAGCGAACAAACUGAAAACAGCGAAACGAACUCGUCGUCGAGUAGAAACCUCAAGUUUGGGAUUGAGAAUAUUCUCUACGGAAAGUUGCAGUCAGACCCUCAUGUCGUUCACAGACCAUUCCUAAGCAACCAUGAGCUCACCUACAUUCACCAUCAACCCUUCACUUCACCCAUGCGCACUUCCAGCCGGCCUUGGUGUCGCCCAGUCUUCACGCAGCUCCAACGAAGAGGCCUAGAGAAGCGUUUCCAGGUGACCAAGUACGUAACAAAAAGGGAGCGGUUACAGAUCGGCGCCAUGUUGGGUUUGUCUGAGACGCAGGUAAAGGUAUGGUUCCAGAACAGGAGAACGAAAUGGAGACACGAAGCUGCGAGAAAAGAAGAAAAACUGAAAGAAAGAGCGUUGAAAAAGGUGGAAGACAGCAACCAAGAGGAAGAAACGACGACUGAAAGCGACGAGACAGAGAAGACCGCCGAAGAAUGUUCGUGUGAGGUCGGCGUCACAGAGUAAUGAUAACGCUGAUGACGAAAAAUUACUUCAUGAGAAAAGUAAUUGUGAUUCUAAGCGAUGACCGAACGCAGUUUUUGAAAUUAGAAGGAUUAAAAUAGCUUAAUUGCGAUUCAACAGCAACGAGUUGUCAGUAAUGUGGAUAACUCAAGUUGGACAAAGUCUAAAACUUUGUCUAGACAUUUGAUAGGAAAUCCUGGCGUAAAUGGCAUUGAAUAAAGAAAAAAAUCUUCAAGGACACUGACAUUUGUAAAAUUAGAAACUAAACUGAGAAGAAAGGAGUCAAUAUCAUGUCAUUACGUCAGAGUAUCGUGUAAAACACAGUAUCAUGAUUCAGUUCUUCAUUGUUCUCUCAUUUAUUUCAUGUAAGUAUAAUGUCUAUUAAAACAGUAACACCCGAUU